Molecule: messenger RNA, 1111 nt
Organism: Tripterygium wilfordii
Lineage: Eukaryota; Viridiplantae; Streptophyta; Magnoliopsida; Celastrales; Celastraceae
Product: 50S ribosomal protein L19-2, chloroplastic
Exons: 5
Coding region: 133-855 (240 amino acids)
Biological process (GO): translation
Cellular component (GO): ribosome
Molecular function (GO): structural constituent of ribosome
Source: RefSeq, a predicted model, not a curated record
AUGGGUGAUGGGUCCCCGUUUCAAACAGAUAAGGCUACACUACGAUAGCACCCGAUAGCUUAACACUCCAUGACUUCCACUCUCUAGCUCGCUCGCUCGCUCUCUCUCCAAGUUCUCAUUUUUCUCUCUAGCAUGGCGUCCGCUGUUUUCUCCAAGGCUCUACAUGUAAACCCAAUUAGCCACGCUCCUCUUCCUCCGAAGAAGUUGCUUUUAGGGUUUUCUCCGAUUCCCCGUCGAGGACCUUUAUUCAGUCAUCGCGUCUCGAUUCCCAAGGUGUUUUCUUGCUCGGUAGGAUCGAAUUUUGGUCCAAUCAUUGCAGUGCCGGGGAAGCGAGAUUUUUAUGUGAGAGCAAAUUCCGAGGCUGGAGGUGAAACUGGAAAUGUUGAGGAACAGACGGAGGCAAGUGGUGCUGAAGAGGAUACGGAAGCAGAAACAGAAGCUCAAGCAGAUGUGGAAGGGGAGGCCGUGGUCAAAGAAGCGAGGUCUCCGAGAAAGCCUCGAAUUAAGCUCGGAGAUAUAAUGGGGAUAUUGAACAAAAGAGCAGUUGAGGCUGCGGAAAAGGAACGGCCUGUUCCUGAUAUAAGAACUGGGGAUGUUGUGGAGAUUAAAUUGGAAGUUCCUGAAAAUAAGCGUAGAUUGUCUGUCUACAAAGGUAUUGUUAUGUCUAGACAAAAUGCUGGCAUCCACACCACCAUUCGGAUUCGGAGAAUUGUUGCUGGCGUAGGGGUAGAAAUCGUCUUCCCUCUGUACUCGCCAAAUAUUAAGGAGAUAAAAGUACUCCAGCAUAGGAAGGUAAGAAGAGCAAGGCUAUACUAUCUGAGAGACAAGCUUCCCAGGUUCUCAACUUUCAAAUGAGAGACAAGGAAGAAGCAGUCCUGCUUUUUGGUUCUUCUAUUCAAAGUGAAGGAGUCCCCUAUGCCCUAGCUGCCUGAGAUAUCGUAAAAUCCGAUUCGAUCUUCUUCGGGGAUUGUGAAAUUUCUUGUACUAACAGGCAACCAGAUUUCGAACCAAGUCCAAACCUACCUUUCAUAUUUCUUAAUGAUGAAAGCUUGAUGAUGUUGAUUGCUUUCAAGUAAUCAAGCAACCAUUUUUUAUCUCCUUUCUUAGCAAA